Guyanagaster necrorhizus is the source of this 444-nucleotide messenger RNA. RefSeq lists its product as uncharacterized. The transcript has a single exon. Lineage: Eukaryota; Fungi; Basidiomycota; Agaricomycetes; Agaricales; Physalacriaceae. The record is from RefSeq and is a predicted model, not a curated record. The coding region runs from base 138 to 362 and encodes 74 amino acids.
GCAUCUGCUAGUUGUUUGAUGUUCCUGAUCCGUCAUUCAAGCCCAGAUUCGCUCUCCUGCAGACCUAUUCAAUAAUUUAAGUUGCAAGAACCGACUGUGCGGUACAGUUUCAGCUCUCAGCAGUAAAAUGAAUCACCAUGUGUUAUACCGAAGCAAGCUUCCUUUCCUGGUGCAGUAGCAGCCGAAAUCCUGGCGUUCCUCUAUGUUCCUUGUCCAAUCCGAGGAUUCAGCUUCAGGUAACUCAAUCACUAGUCAUAACGGUGUAUUUAUGCCUCUCUCUUAUUUUGUACCCUGCGGCGCAAGCUCAAAUGUCCUAUGAUACUCCCCAAAACGCCCAUUUCGGACAGAAGCAUAUCCCUUGAACGCUUUGUCUUCUUUCUGACAUAUUAACAGCGUCUUGUGACCUACUCCCUUUACUUCUUUAGUUAUCUUCGCUUGCUUGAG